UACAGCAGUUCAUUAUGCAGUAAUUCAUGGAUACCAUAAAAUUCUUGAGGCUCUGAUUAGUAAUAAUGCUGAUUUAAAUGUUAAAACUGAACUCCAUGAAAAAACUGCACUUCACUAUGCAGUUGAAAGUUUAGAUAUUCAAUCUUUUGAGUUACUGAUAAAUAGCCAGGCAAUUAUUGUCAAUAAAAAAGACUGGAAAAGUAUGACUCCACUCCAUUUUGCUGCUCAGCUUGGUUGUGCAGAUAUGGUCCAAAGGUUAUUGGAUAGAAAUGCUGAUAUUAACUGCAGGAACAUGUUUGACGUAACACCAUUGCACUUUGUAUGUGAUUCAAAAGAUAGCCAUAAAGACAUCUUACAGCUAUUACUGGAAGCUGGAGCUGAUCCUCAUUUGAAAGAGUUAAGGUUUCAACAUACUCCUUUACACAAAGCAGCCAUUCGAGGACAUUUUGAAAUUAUUUCAAUUUUGUUAACGAAAGCAUUGAAAAUAAAUGACAAAUGUCAGCUUGUAAUAAAACUUCCAUGGAAAAAAAGAAGAAUGCAUAGUUUUAAUUGGGGUAUUUUUUAUGAGAUUAUUUGUGAGUAUCAUGAAUCAAAAACUGCUCUGCACCUUGCUGCAGAGAAUGGUCAUGCCAAAGCUAUUGAAGUUUUAUUAAAUCACAAUGCCAGCAUUGAUAUUGCUGAAAGUGAAACUUCAAAAACUGCUUUACAUCUAGCUGCUGAAAAUGGGCACAAAAGUGUUGUCAAAGUACUAGUUGAAAGAGGAGCUAAUCUACGAAAGAAGGACUAUGCAAACAAGAUUCCAUUUCAUUAUGCCAUUAAGCAUCACAAAAAAGAUAAAGAACUAAUUGAGUUGCUGACUAUUGACAAUUUCAAUUUGGAUUUAUUUGAUGAGGAUUAUGAUGAGAUUCAUGAUGCAGGAGUAUGUGGCAGGCUUGAUAUUUUAAAAUUAUAUGAUGAAAGUGACAUAUUCUAUUCUCCUGAUCAAUUCGGCAGAACUAUUUUUCAUUAUGCUGCUGAGAAUGGUGAUUUAAAUCUUGUACAAUAUUUGCUGACAGUUAAAUGUCAACAACCCAAGGGUUACUGUCAUUCUGAAACAAGAGACAUUUUUGGCUAUACUCCACUCUAUUUUGCAGUCAGUAAAGGCCAUUCAGAUAUAGUUUUAUGUAUAUUACAAAGUGAUAAGCAGAAAGUUGACAAGGAUAGAAAAUAUGGAUAUUAUAACCAAACAUUACUUCACAUUGCAGCUGAAAAAGGUUUUACUAACAUUGUGAAAUAUUUUUUGCAUAGCAAAUAUUACAGUUUCAGUGUUGAUGGCAAACUUAAUCCACUAUACGAUCGUAAUGACAAAACACCAUUACACAUUGCAGCUGAGAAAGGCUAUGAAGAGAUUGUUCAAUUGCUUUUGGAAAAUGGAGCUAGUAUUCAUAUUAAAGAUUGUGUCUCUUACACUCCUUUGCAUUAUGGUGUUGAAAGUGGAAAGACUAAAAUAGUUGAGUUAUUACUUCAGAAAGGAUUUCCCCUGAGGUUAAGAUGGCAUGAGGAAAGCUGGAAUAAAGCCAUCACAAAUGUUGCAUGCAAGGGACACACUGAAGUUAUAGAAUUUUUAAUUCAAACAGGAGAAUUGAAUAUAAUGCCCAGUGCUCAAUGCACUGCUCCUCUCCAUCAUGCAAUCAUAUACUGUCAAAAAGAAAUGAUCAGUCUACUUCUAUCUUAUAUUGAUAUCUCAGCAUCACUGAAAUUUGGACCUAUGCAUGUUGCUGCUGAACAUGGAUUGAUAGACAUUGCAGAGUUGCUGAGAAAACAUGGAAUAAGUGCUGAUGAUGGAGACAAUGAUGGUUUACGACCACUUCAUUAUGCAUGCCGAGCAAGCCAGGUAGAAAUGGUUGAUUAUUUGUUAAGAACUGGUGAAGUAAGGGAUCCUAUGAAAGUCUCAAAAGAAGGACUUUCCCCUCUUGAUGUGAUAGCACCAGAGUCAACUGCUCGCACGAAAUUACUUCAACUCUUUCGUCCUUAUGUUGACAGUCACACAGAUUACCCUAUUGAAACUUAUGCUAAAGUAUUUAUGUGUGGCUACUCUACUGCUGGUAAGAGCUCUCUCAGUCAAGCUCUCGUUGAUCGCUCCAAGAAGCCCCUCGGUUAUAAGUUUAGUCCAUUGGAAAAGGUUAAAGAUGUGACACCAUUUACUGUAGGCAUUGAUUUACACACUAUCAGCAGUCCUGAGAUUGGAAACAUUGUAUUAUAUGAUUUUGCUGGCCACACAGAGUUUUAUAGUAGUCAUGCUGGCAUACUUGAGAAUCUGAUGCUACACUCACCUGGAGUAUUUGUUAUAAUAGCUGAUCUUACAAAGCCACGUAGCAAAGUGCAAAGCGAAUUGUUCUAUUGGCUCAACUUUAUUGAAAAUGCAUGUGCUAAGCUACCUAAACCUUCUCAAGUUAUAUUGGUGGGUAGUCGUGCAGACAGUUUUUCCAAGCAUGGGUUAGAAUUCAAAGCUGACAUGAAUGAUUUAGUAGAAGAGGCUGUUGUGAAGCAAAUUUUCAAAGGAUAUUGUGCUCUAGAAUGUCAUAAACCAGGUGGUAUUGGCAUGAAUGAUUUUGUAUCAAUUCUUGCCACAAGCUGUAAAGAAGUUGUCAAUCGAUCUGAUGGUAUCAGCUACUACUGUCACCUCCUCUAUUCCCUUCUCAAGGAUCUGAAUGAGAUUGCAAUCACAUUUGAAAAUCUUUCAAUUAAAAUUAAAAAGAAUCCUGAAGUUACUAUCAGUGAUGAUCCAGCAUUUCUUUCUAAUACUCUAUUAACCCUCAGUGACAAAGGUCUCAUCUUGUAUCUGAAAUCAAAUGAUCCAUCUACUAGUUGGAUAGUUGUCGACAGGGUCAAGCUCCUUCAUGAAGUAGUGGGUGUUUUAUUUGCCCCUGCCAGUAUUGAGCGAGUUCACAGAGAUAUUGCCAGCAACAUUGGCAUUGUUAAAUUUUCUCAGCUGAAAAGUAUCUUUAAAUCUCAAAAUUUUGAUGCACUUAUGUUGAAAGGCUUUUUGACAGCACUAGAAUUUUGUCAAGUUAUCGAUUCUGAUAUUUUGGAUUCAUCUUAUGAUUACUCUGAAGAGCUUCUUUUCUUUCCAGCUUUGAUUGCCGAGAAACAACCAGCAGAAAUGAAGAAGGCUCCAUCAAGGGGCUGGUACCUAAAGUGUACUAAUCCUCAUAAAUUUUUCACCGUUCGCUUUCUUCAUGUAUUAAUCCUUCGCCUAGCUUUGUUUCAUGUUAGCAGUGGAAAGAAGUCUGAAGAGUUAGAUCGUCGCUGUACUGUAUGGAAAGAUGGCAUUAAUUGGAUAAGUCACAACAUAGAGGUACUAGUCCAAGUAUCCUUAGAUGAUCGUUGCAUUACAGUUCUCAUAUCUGACAAAGAUAACCUAAUUGCACAAAAAAUGUUUGCUUCAGUAAUAUCUGAAAUACAUUCAUUGAUGAAUAGACUAAGUCCAUGUGCAACAAAGGAAUAUAUCAUCAAUCCUUCUCAGUUAGAAGAAGUUAGCAAAUUAAAAAAGGAAGAUGUGUCUCUCUUUCUACUUCAAAAUGUAGCUCAGGCUAUGAUUCUACGGCAACAAGUGUCUGAUGAGGGUGGACAAUACGAUCGUUCAAUUGAUAUCAUUUUGGACAGUUUUGAGCCUUAUUUAUUCAUUCCACCAUUCAUAACACAGGAGCUAUUUAAUGCUGAGCUUUCCAACAAUAAAAUUCACCAAUCACGUUUGGACUGCUUACUCCUAGUAUGUCCUGAUAUGAUGAAAGGAACUGCUUUUAACUCUUAUAAAGAAGUAAGGGAUCACAUUCAAUCUUUUAGCAUCUUUACGGGUCACAAUGUGGUGAAUUUAGCUUUGUCUUGUGAUUCUGCAACAUCCAAAGAAAAGAAGCAGUUGGAUCAUUUACUAACAAAACCACUUUUGUUUGAAUUUAAAGAGAGAAAACCAUUAAAACAGGAGAUGUUAAAGUUAUUAUCUGGAGAAGUAUCUAGUGAUUGGUCUAUAUUUGGUACUUAUCUCAAUUUGCCAAGUGACUUUAUAAAAAAUUUGAGGGAAUCAAAUGCAUCUAGUGACCAAAAGUUUGCACAAGUGGUUGAAACAUGGUUAUCGAAGUCUAAUAUUCAUUGCACUUGGAAUAAAGUAAUCGAGACUCUUGAAGAUAUGAAUCAUGGGAAAGCUAUAUAUAAUGUUAAAGUAUUUUUAGGAGAGAAUGCAGCAAAAAGUCCUAGUUGUACUGAAACUGGUGAUGAAUUACCAGAUGAAACUGAUAGAGCAGCAUCUCCUGAGACAUUAAGCACUUCUAUUAAUACAGAAAGUGUUACCAAUGUACCACUUGUAGCUUUGACUAGCACACCAAUGCCCAGCACCUUCAAAGCAGAAUCAAUUUGUACUGAUGAACCAAGUAUGCCUUUUCCUAAUGACAUGUCUGUUAUUAAUCCUGGAACUUCUGGAAGUAAUACAAGUACUCCUCAUUCAUCUCCACAAAAAGGAAUGACAACCUCUGUUGACAUUGAUUCAUCAUGCAAAGAUAAUACUUCUGGCAUUGGAACAGUUUCUUAUUCUCAAGCUCCUUCAAUUGCUAACAAUACUUCUGCAGCACAUGAUUCCUGUUCACUGCAGCAACAGCAUAUCUAUACCAUGAUAAUAGUGUCUAUACAUGUAUUUACUUUUCUUAAUGGUUUGUUUGCAAAUCAAUAUUCAUCUAUGUCAUCUAAUUCUGGCAAAAUAGCAGAUGAUGUUUUAAUGAAGUGUUCAUCACACCUGGAUCAUUUGCCAAAACUUGCUGGAUAUUUAAGAAUACCUGACAGGUGUUUACAACAGAUUCAGAAUGACUUCACAGACCCAGACAUACAAGGAUAUUGUCUCUUGAAAAAGUGGAAAGAGCUCUAUCCUAAUUCAUCGCUCGCUGACCUUAUCAAAGUAUUUCAAUAUUUAGGCCUUAAUGAAGCUGUUAAAGUACUUGAAGAAAAUUAAUUAAUCAAUUCUAUUUGCCAUGUCAUUAUUUUUGUAGUCUGUGACACAUGAAGCUACUUGUUAUUUUUAUAUUAAAAAAUUAUUUUGAAUUGA
This is a messenger RNA of Amphimedon queenslandica, 5071 nucleotides long. RefSeq lists its product as uncharacterized. The transcript has 27 exons. NCBI's taxonomy places the organism in Eukaryota, Metazoa, Porifera, Demospongiae, Haplosclerida, Niphatidae. The coding region runs from base 203 to 4978 and encodes 1591 amino acids. Gene Ontology annotation, biological process: signal transduction. The record is from RefSeq and is a predicted model, not a curated record. Gene Ontology annotation, molecular function: protein binding.